AUGGGAAGGGCCGUAAAAUCCACUCCCUUGAACCAAAAUGGAGAAAUGACAUAUGGUUGGGACGGGGUGUCACUGGAAGGCGGGCUAGUUAACGUCAGUCCUGACGGUAACACGACUACAAGCUCACUUUCAUUUACACCAACCUCUGCAGAUCAUGGCCUAAUAUUAACUUGUAAAGCAUCUAACCAGAGGAUACCUUUCAGUGAACAAGCUCGAACGUGGAUGCUUGGAGUCCUUUACCCACCCAAAGUGACGUUAACUCUAGGUCAUGGUUUGAACGGAAAUAAUAUUAAAGAGGGCGAAGAUGUCUACUUUGAAUGUCACUUGAUAGCAAAUCCAUGGGUUUACCGAGUAUGGUGGUUGCGUGACGGCGAAAGACUUUUAAGCAAUACAACUGGAGGCGUUAUAGUUAGUAACCAAACUUUGGUUUUACAGGGUGUCACACGUUAUAGUUCCGGUCGUUAUUGCUGCGAAGCUACCAACAAGGAGGGAACAGCAAGAAGUCCAAUAUUUCAUCUUCGGGUGAAAUUUGAACCAAUAUGUGGAGAAGGUACUAGAAAAAUCUUGGGAGCUGCGAAAGACGAACCCCUUAAAGUGGAAUGCAAGGUCGACGCGGAGCCCAUGGCAACGACGUUCCGUUGGAGUUUCAACAGCACCCCGGGGGUUUUCCGGGAGCUCACGGACUUCAAGACCGACACCGGAGGUACCAGCGUGCUGACGUACGUGCCUAGGGUAGCAGCGGACUACGGCACUUUACAGUGCUGGGGUCAUAAUGACAUCGGAUCUCAAGCUUCCCCCUGUACAUUUCACAUAACUCCAGCCAGUAGACCUGAUCCCCCAUAUGAGUGUAUCAUUGCCAACGUUAGUCAUCACUCCGCAACGAUAAGUUGUAAAAAAGGAUUUGAUGGAGGACUACGGCAGAAGUACGUGCUCACCCUGACUGCCGGUGAUAUUUUUAUCGCCAAUUUUACUGCCUUAGUAUCACCGGAUUUUAACAUAUCACACCUGGAAGCCGCUCAUGAUUACGUAGCCACUGUACAUUCCUUGAAUACGAAAGGGGUAUCGAAAAAUACACCCUUAAUUAUUUUUAGAACCCUUCCUGCUCCCGGACUAAGAGAACAACGACGUUCUACAGAACCAACUGAUGGAGCACUUAGAGCAUCGACUGGUCCAUGGCUGUACAUAUUGCUAGCUGCAGGGUCAACUUUUAUGAUAGCAGCAGCCGUAGGAGCAAUAAUAUAUGCUAUAAGAAAAUUUAAGGUUGAUAGUCCUGUUCGAAACCCCCGUGUAAGAAGUCCUAAGAUUGAAGAGAGUCCUUUAACUGCUCAUGUACAGCCCCUUUACACUGACACAGUGUCAGAUGAUAACAAUCCGGAUUUAAUUCCUGAUGCGCCAAACAGUGAAGCUCUGCUUGACGCAUCUCUCACCCCGUAUACGAUUACGGCCCGCCCCUCGAGUAAGCGAAACUGCGCUACUCAAAUGCCCGUGAAGCCCUACCACGUAACGUGGGCCCCCAUUCUACAGUCGCGAAACUGUUCUACCCAAACCCCACCGCCGCACAAGGAGAGCUCAGUCUAGUCUUCGGAGACUCCCCCGGGAUCCGGUCAGUGUCCCAGGGGAGAGAAGACCCCAGGAGUUGUAGCACAAGGUUUUUGGGGCCCAGGGUGUAUUUUUAUCGUUGAUGGCCCUACUAGUCGGACAGGCGACGGGCCUUGUCUCCCCAAUCAGAAGUCUCGGCACCGGGACCAAUACCACCUGUGAUAUUUGUGAAUAUCUCAUAUUUUUAAGUAUUACUAAUUGUAACAUUUAUCAAGAAACUCGACGUUUUAAGCUGUUAUUUAUUUGAUUGUCAAUAAAAUAUCAUUACACGUG
This is a messenger RNA of Diabrotica virgifera virgifera (western corn rootworm), 1872 nucleotides long. RefSeq names its product nephrin-like. NCBI's taxonomy places the organism in Eukaryota, Metazoa, Arthropoda, Insecta, Coleoptera, Chrysomelidae. The record is from RefSeq and is a predicted model, not a curated record. Bases 1 to 1578 code for a protein of 525 amino acids. Gene Ontology annotation, molecular function: protein binding. The transcript has 11 exons.